GAUGUGGGCCAAAUUCAUAAUAGAUAAGGAACAUAACAUUAAACAAAGAAAUAAGUUUAACAUGUACGAUUGAAUGUGAAAUUGGAUCUGGGAAUGGGAAUAUCUAGAGAAGCAUUGAAUCAUAUGCAAUAUAUUGAAUCAUGACAUGUUUUUUUAAUGUUAUCUAUUGUUCUCAGAAUGAUGAGAUUCCUAUUGGGUGGCCAUUUGGUCUUGGUAUUCUGAAUAUGAGAUUAAGAGUUGUGGAAUCACUUCCGGCAAAUAAUGUUUCAGCUGAGCCAUACUCAUUGUCACUGCAUAUUCCUUCCACAAGUUUUUCUUCAGUUUCUUCCUCCAACCUUGAUACUGAGUCAACAGCAUCAUUCUUUAAAGACAGCAGUGUAUCCCUCGGGCAUCUGAUUGGAAUCAGACCAGGUGAAAGAAAACGCUUAUACUUCACAAACCCACUAAGAUUAGAAGAAAAAGAGCAAAAACCUUGUUCUAAUGAUACCUCUAAAUCACAAGAAGUUGACAUGUCCUGUGGAAUCUGCAUUCCCUCACUACUUGAUCCUCUGCUAAUAAAGAUUAGCAAAAGUAAGAAAAACUUAAGGAACUAGUAGAGCAUGUGAUGGUGUCUGUGCAAUUAUGGGAUCAGUUUCUACUAGCUACUCAAAUAAUUAUUAACAAAAUAAUUGUUAUAUUGUUUUAGCCAAUUUUUCCAUUCUGAUAUUCACAAGUUUGAUGUAACUUUGUUUUUAUUUUAACCAUGGGAAUGUAAUAAAACCGAGUUUGACAUAUGUGUAAUUCUAUAAACGAUAUUUACUUAUAUAUUCUAAAAAAUAUGGUUGCGAGUUAAACAAUA
Lathyrus oleraceus (garden pea) is the source of this 838-nucleotide messenger RNA. RefSeq lists its product as uncharacterized. The record is from RefSeq and is a predicted model, not a curated record. Bases 141 to 593 code for a protein of 150 amino acids. NCBI's taxonomy places the organism in Eukaryota, Viridiplantae, Streptophyta, Magnoliopsida, Fabales, Fabaceae. The transcript has 2 exons.